AUGGGCUCUCGCAAUCGGCAUACCACCCUAGUCUUGGUGUUGCUAUACCUCGUCUAUGCGCCGCGCUGGGCCUUGUCGCCCUCCUUCAACCUCAACUUCUCCGACCCCGGUGCAAGUUCAUGGAUCACCUUCGCCGGUGAUGCUUUCCCCACUGCGUCAAUGCUUGAGCUGACAAGAAAUACACAUGAGCGAGCUAUAAAUGAAAGCGUCGGCCGGGCGUGGUACUCGUACAAAGUGCCGCUCUGGAGCAACGCCACCGGCGAGAUGGCUAGCUUCACCACCACCUUCUCCUUUCAAAUCAUUCAAGCACAAAGCCUUGAGCUUACAGGCGAUGGGAUGGCCUUCUUCCUCGGCCAUUUCCCUUCGGCGGUCGUGCCUGAAAGCCAGGGUGGCAGCCUAGGCCUACUCCCUGACCCGGCCUUUGCUAACGGGAUAGAUGAUAGCCGGAUCGUCGCCGUUGAGUUUGACAGUUUCCUCAAUGCAAUAUAUGACGAUAUCAACGUGAACCAUGUCGGCAUAGACGUCAACUCCAUCAAGUCCACAGCAUCCACCGACACGACGACCUGGCCGGGCAAGAACCUCACGUCGUCCAUUGUGAUGGAAGCCACUGUGACGUACCACAAUGAAUCCAAGAUGUUGGCCGUUGAUCUCCUCAUCGGCGAUGCCUUGUACCAGGUCAAUGCAAUUGUUGAUCUAAGAAGACAUUUACCGGAGCAAGUCGCUAUCGGCUUCUCCGCGGCGAAUGGCGUCCUCGUCGGGCUGCACCGAAUACUGUCAUGGUCAUUCAGUUCCACUCUGGAACUAUCUUCUCCUCUUCAAACCAGCAAAAAUGCCGAUAGAGAUGGCCUCGAGAGAGGUGUGGCGGCCAGCGGCCCAAAGCGGUACAAGUACCGCGACCUAGUCGCCGCAACAAGCAACUUCGCGGAGGAGGAGAAGCUCGGGCGAGGUGGCUUCGGGGGCGUUUAUCGGGGUCACCUCACACAACUUGCAGCCGCCGUCGGUGGUCAGCAAGACCAUCGUGCGGUAGCGGUGAAGGUGUUGUCAACAGAGUCGUCGGAGCAGGGGAGGAGGGAGUUCGAGGCAGAGGUGAAGGUCAUCAGCAUGCUGAAGCAUCGCAACCUUGCGCAACUGCUGGGUUGGUGUGACAGCCGCAAGGGGCUCUUGCUUGUCUACGAGCUCGUCACAGAGGGCAGCCUAGACAAACAUCUCUACAGCAAGGACAAAUGUCUGACAUGGCCACAGAGAUACGAGAUCAUCCUCGGCUUGGGAUCCGCGCUGCACUACCUCCACCGAGAGGGGGUGCAGUGCGUCGUGCACGGCGACAUCAAGCCGAGCAAUAUCAUGCUCGACUCGUCGCACAGCAGCAAGCUCGGGGACUUCGGGUUGGCCCGGCUCAUCGACCACGACACGGGAUUGUUUCAGACCACCAAGGCCGUGCAAGGCACCGUCGGCUACAUCGAUCCGGAGUUCGUCAACACGGGCAGGCGCAGUACCGAGUCCGACGUGUACAGCUUCGGUGUCGUCCUCUUGGAGAUCGUCUGUGGCCGGCCACCAGUGGUUGAAACUGCUGGCAAAACCUUCUCGCUGCUUAGAUGGGUGUGGGGCCUGUACAGCAGGGGUGCAAUCCUUGAUGCUGCGGACCCGCGGCUGAAGGGCGUCGAGGCCAAUGAGUGGUGGAUGGAGCGGGUGCUCGUCAUCGGGCUCUGGUGUGCGUUCCCGUACCGGAGCGAGCGGCCGUCCGUCAUGCAGGCCAUGCACUUCCUGCAGUCCGAGGAGGCGACUCUGCCGGAGCUCCCCCAGCACAUGUACAGGGCUGUACGGCCGGAUCUUGCCUUGUGCAACCGGCAAGGGGAUUACUCUAUCGACGAUGGCCCCCGCCCCGGUUGUGUUGGCUCUUCUUCGGCUAACAUCGGCAACACCAUUCUUUCUGCCGAGUCAUCCUCAACUGCGUUGCUACGACAUUCAAAGUUUCCAACGGUCUAG
Molecule: messenger RNA, 1983 nt
Organism: Triticum aestivum (bread wheat)
Lineage: Eukaryota; Viridiplantae; Streptophyta; Magnoliopsida; Poales; Poaceae
Product: L-type lectin-domain containing receptor kinase IX.1-like
Exons: 2
Coding region: 1-1983 (660 amino acids)
Biological process (GO): protein phosphorylation
Molecular function (GO): protein kinase activity; ATP binding; carbohydrate binding
Source: RefSeq, a predicted model, not a curated record